Oncorhynchus kisutch (coho salmon) is the source of this 273-nucleotide messenger RNA. Its product is annotated as plexin-B3-like. The coding region runs from base 9 to 269 and encodes 86 amino acids. Gene Ontology annotation, molecular function: semaphorin receptor activity. The record is from RefSeq and is a predicted model, not a curated record. Gene Ontology annotation, biological process: regulation of cell migration; positive regulation of axonogenesis; regulation of cell shape. The transcript is spliced from 2 exons. NCBI's taxonomy places the organism in Eukaryota, Metazoa, Chordata, Actinopteri, Salmoniformes, Salmonidae. Gene Ontology annotation, cellular component: semaphorin receptor complex; plasma membrane.
AAAUCAACAUGCCCUCCCUCCCCUCCUUCGGGCAGGCAGACCGUCUGUGCUGUGUGUUCCCCUCCUAUAUGAGUAACGCCACCAUGUCCUCUGGCCAGGUCACUUGUGCCCUGCCCAACCCUGUCUCCUUACCAUCCACACCUGAACACCAGGAUUUCGUGGCGGUGCCCAUUAAGAUCUUUGUGAACGAGUCAGUGGAGCUGGCCACCAGGGAGUUCAAUUUCUACAACUGUUCAGCCACCGUGAGGAAAGCAGAGAGCACACCGUGAGUUU